AUGUGCCAAAAAGUGUUCUCCAGCAAGCACCCACUCUCUAGAGCUCGCAAGGCCCAGGCCCUUCUCUCAGUUAUUUCGUGGCCAUGCGCUCUCGCUGCCGUUUUUACGACUCGUGGCAGUCCUCAGGCAUGGGUUCAGCUUAUAGCGAUCACCACCUCCAGCAUAACGCCUGUAUUCAUGCUCUCCAGAUAUCGCAAGUCCGGAAGCCAGUCUUAUUCGCCACUUGAAAUCGCUAUUGAUGGCUCGAUGGCCUUGUUGCUGCUCGGAGUAUACAUUUCCGGAAUCUUCAUCCUUGCUUCCCGGGAGAUUGGCGAAUGGGCAGAUAUCUACAAUUACAAGCUUGCCCGUGGUAUCCCACAGGUUUACUCCAACCUCUCAUGCAUCCUCCUCAGUCUGUUAUACUUGCGCUCCUUUGCUCAGGGGCUCUUCCACAAAUGUAUCAAGCCUGUGUUCAAGGCCCGCCGUCUUAACUACACCCUUUGUCCAGCCUGUGAUCGGUCUGUCGACGCUCAUAUGACCCAGAGUCAGGAUGUGACGGCGGCGGGACAGGGAAGACCUUCUGUCUCGGCUGAUAGUCUGCAGACUUUAUAUACUGAUGAUAAUGAGUCCCAGCCGUUGCUACCUGAGAGCUCUAUAGGCAUGGAGGGUAAGUAG
Penicillium pulvis is the source of this 654-nucleotide messenger RNA. RefSeq lists its product as uncharacterized. The record is from RefSeq and is a predicted model, not a curated record. NCBI's taxonomy places the organism in Eukaryota, Fungi, Ascomycota, Eurotiomycetes, Eurotiales, Aspergillaceae. The transcript is spliced from 3 exons. The coding region runs from base 1 to 654 and encodes 217 amino acids.